Theileria orientalis strain Shintoku is the source of this 2517-nucleotide messenger RNA. RefSeq names its product threonyl-tRNA synthetase. The transcript is spliced from 9 exons. Gene Ontology annotation, molecular function: ATP binding; threonine-tRNA ligase activity. Gene Ontology annotation, cellular component: mitochondrion; cytoplasm. NCBI's taxonomy places the organism in Eukaryota, Apicomplexa, Aconoidasida, Piroplasmida, Theileriidae. Gene Ontology annotation, biological process: threonyl-tRNA aminoacylation. The record is from RefSeq and is a predicted model, not a curated record. The coding region runs from base 1 to 2517 and encodes 838 amino acids.
AUGCUGAGUAUAAACAUAAUAUGUUCAACCUGCGCGAUCUUUAUAUUCUGUAAAAUAGUUGAACCCAGAAAAGGUUUUGUUUUCUACUCACUCAAUCUACUAUUUUUUUGUUUAACGCUGCUGUCACUUAAAGAUAUUAAAUUGUUGCAGAGUUGUGCUCAUUCAGUUGCACGCUUACGUCAUCCUUCCUUUAUUGGUAAUCUACUGGAUUCAAGAUUCUACCACAAGGGAGUUCGCUUAAACAGUUACUGUAAAAUGGGAAACGAAUCUAAGGUUAUUUUGGACACAUCGCACAAAGUCGUGAGUGAUCCGGCAGGUUUCAAGCUUCAGGCAAACCCUGAGUUCAUAAAGCAGAGACUAGACCUUUUUUCAAAGCUGUACCAGAUUCAGCAGGAGAAACUGAAGGAAAACGUAUCUGAGGACAUUACGCUGACGCUGAUAACUGAAGAAGGAGAGAAGCUGAUAUUCGGCAAGUCGUACCUGACGACGCCUCACGAUCUGUUGAAUUUGCUGGAGAAGAAAGCGGCGAAGAAGGUCGUGGUUGCAAGCGUGCUCUACGAUAACGGCCAGAGUGAGAAUUUUGCGGACGUGGACGAAGACAAUCUGGAGGUUUCAGAGUGGGUGCUCUGGGACCUGAAGAGGCCGCUAGAAGGCUCGUGCAAGGUUAAGCUGCUGGACUUCAACUCUGACCAGGGAAAGCACGUGUACUGGCACUCGUCGGCGCACAUCCUGGGCAGCGCACUCGAGACGCUGUACGGAGGCUACCUGACCAUCGGGCCGGCUCUGUCGCCAGGGUUCUACUACGACGUGUACCUGGGAAACAACAGCAUAAAGCCCGAGGACGUAAAGCCUCUCAUAGAGCAGGUGGACAAGUUGGCAAACUCCAACAGUCCCUUUGAAAGACUGGUUUGCACGAAGGAGGAGGCGCUGGAGCUGAUGAAGUAUAACCCCUUCAAGGUCCAGCUGAUAAAGAGCAAGGUGCCCGACGGGCAGAACACGGUGUGUUAUCGGUGCGGAGACUUUGUGGACCUGUGCAGAGGCCCGCACAUACUGACGACCUCGAUGGUGAGGGCGAACUCUUUCGACAUCACGAAGAUAUCGUCCUCAUACUGGCUGUCAAACUCGCUCUCAGACACGCUGCAGAGAGUGUACGGAAUAUCGUUUCCAGAGAAGGACCAGCUCAAGGAGUAUAAACGGAAAAUAGAGGAGGCGAAGCAGCGCGACCACAGACUCAUCGGCACGAAUCAGAACCUGUUCUACUUCGACACGGUGCACUCGCCAGGCUCAUGCUUCUGGCUGCCUCACGGAGCUAAAAUAUACAACAGGCUGGUUGAACUGCUGAGGGACAACUAUCGUAUACGGGGCUACCAGGAGGUGAUCACCCCCAACAUAUACUCGUGCGACCUGUGGAAACAGUCGGGCCACUACGAAAACUACAAGGAGAACAUGUACCUGUUCAACUGCGAGGACAGCGAAUGGGGAAUGAAGCCGAUGAACUGUCCAGGCCACUGCCUGAUGUUCAAGCACCUCUUCCUGUCCUAUAAGCAGCUGCCGCUCAGGCUGGCAGACUUCGGAGUGCUCCACCGCAACGAGUUGACGGGCUCCCUGUCCGGCCUGACCAGAGUGCGGCGGUUCCAGCAGGACGACGCGCACAUUUUCUGCACCAGGGAGCAGAUCAUGGACGAGGUGCUGGACCUGUUGAACUUCAUCAGCAAGGUCUACUCGCUCUUCGACUUCAGAUACGAGUUUAAGCUGUCCACGAAGCCAGCAAAGGCGUUAGGCGAUGCUGACCUCUGGGAGGUGGCGGAGAAGUCACUGGAGGAGGCGUUGAAUAGAUCCGGGAACAAGUGGACGCUCAACCCGGGCGACGGGGCCUUCUACGGGCCCAAGAUCGACAUUGUCCUCUUCGACUGCCUCGACAGGGAGCACCAGUGCGGAACCAUUCAGCUGGACUUUAACCUGCCCAUCCGCUUCAACCUCGAGUACCGCGACAAGAGCGAAAGCGGCACCGAGAACGUCAGGUGCGGCUUCAACAGGCCCGUGAUCAUCCACAGAGCCAUACUCGGCUCAAUCGAGCGCUUCGUCGCCAUCGUGCUGGAGCAGACCAAGGGGAAGUUGCCCUUCUGGCUCUCCCCGAACCAGGUGCUCAUCAUGCCCAUCACCGACAAGCAGGUCCCCUACGCCGAGGAGCUCUGGGACAGACUCAACCGCCUCGGCUACAACGUCGAGAUCGACAAGACCAACAACACCAUCAACAAGAAGAUCAAGUUCGGCCAGCAGCAGCGUUGGAACUACAUGGCGAUCGUCGGCGACCGCGAGGUGGAGACCCGCACGGUCUCCCUGAGACCCAGGGACACUGACGACCAGAACGUCAUGUCCGUCGACGAGUUCGUGAAGCUCCUCGAGUCACAGCAGCUGAACGUAACUAAUUAUUACACAUCACACCAACAGCAAAUAACACAUGUAAACAACAGCAAAUAUUACAUGACACCAACAUCAAGCAUAUCAGUAAUCUAA